Messenger RNA from Leptopilina heterotoma, 1011 nucleotides. Its product is annotated as polyprenol reductase-like. Gene Ontology annotation, biological process: polyprenol catabolic process; dolichol-linked oligosaccharide biosynthetic process. The coding region runs from base 55 to 978 and encodes 307 amino acids. Gene Ontology annotation, molecular function: 3-oxo-5-alpha-steroid 4-dehydrogenase activity. The transcript is spliced from 6 exons. The record is from RefSeq and is a predicted model, not a curated record. Gene Ontology annotation, cellular component: endoplasmic reticulum. Lineage: Eukaryota; Metazoa; Arthropoda; Insecta; Hymenoptera; Figitidae.
UAUUUGUUUUUUGGAGCACAAAUUUUCGCAAAAAAGACACGAGCUUAUUUCGCAAUGAUUGGACUUGAAAUUGAAGAAAUUAAUUUUAUUAAAAUUUUCUUUACUGCUGUUAUUAUUUAUCUUGGAGUUACAAUUGGAUUUCUUUCAUUUGGACAAAAUUUGUUAACCAAUUUUUUGAGACAAACUGUUUGCUAUGGAAAACUUGUUGACAAUGCAUCGAAUUUAUUUAUCAGUCGACUGGAAGUUCCAAAGCGAUGGUUUCGACAUUUCUACAUUUUUGCGGCUCCACUUUCCAUGUUUGCAUUAUAUUUAGUGACAAACAAAUAUUUUUACAAUAAAGAGAUUCCGAACUAUAUUUUUGACAUUUUGGAUCUCUCUUUAGGAAAACAGAGAGAAACAUCAGUGCCUCCUGCAAAUACUAUUUUUGCACUUAUUCUUCUCACCGGUCAUUUAACAAAAAGAUUGUACGAGACUCAAAGUGUUAAUGUAUUCAGCGAUGCAAAAAUUAAUAUUGCACAUUAUCUUAUCACUUUUUUGCAUUAUUCCAGUUUAAUGAUUAUUAUUCUCGGCGAAUCGGAGGGAAUCGUAAAAGAUUCUGAGGUGAAUUGGGAAAAUUCACUGCAGUUAAAAGAUUGGUUUGCUGGAUUAAUUUUUAUUCUAAUGACUUACGAACAAUUGAAAACGAAUCAAAUUCUUUCGAAUUUAAGAAAAAAUGAAAAUGGCAUUGUCGUGACGAAAGAAUACAAAAUUCCCCAAGGAAGACUCUUCAAUUAUAUUUCAUCGCCAUUGCAAUUGACUGAAAUCGCCGUUUAUGGAGCAUUGCAAAUUAUAUUAAGCGACAGUUCAUCGUAUUUGUUUAUUUAUUUAUGGAUCGUUGAAAAUCAGUUUCUGUGCGCCUUUCUCUCUCACCAAUGGAACAAAAAGAACUUUAAAAAUUAUCCCCAAUCGAGAAAAAUAAUUAUUCCAUUUUUAUUAUAAUGAUUAUAAUUUAAUGAAAACUUUUUCUAUAAA